Rhopilema esculentum is the source of this 5142-nucleotide messenger RNA. Its product is annotated as eIF-2-alpha kinase GCN2. Gene Ontology annotation, cellular component: cytoplasm; nucleus. Lineage: Eukaryota; Metazoa; Cnidaria; Scyphozoa; Rhizostomeae; Rhizostomatidae. Gene Ontology annotation, biological process: regulation of translational initiation by eIF2 alpha phosphorylation; DNA damage checkpoint signaling. Gene Ontology annotation, molecular function: ATP binding; protein binding; eukaryotic translation initiation factor 2alpha kinase activity. The record is from RefSeq and is a predicted model, not a curated record.
AUUUCGGCCAAUUCUGUUGUUUUCAAUGAGGUGGCGCAUGGGGUAACAGUGCAAAUGAAAAACAUUGAAUGGUAACAAAAUGAUGAAAUGGAUCCAAGCCAUCACGAGAGACAAGAGGAAGAGCUGCAGGUUUUACAAGCAAUUUACAUGAGCGAAUUUGAAGAUCUAAGAAAUGAACAGCAGAUUAAGGCUGGACACCCUCCAAUUGUUUGUCUGAAGCUGACACCACUUCAAAGUAUAGUAAACAGAGAUGUUUAUGCCAAAGUCGACCUUGUGGUCAAAUACACAACAAGAUACCCUAUCGACCCUCCAAUUUUACGCCUGGAAAACCCCAAAGGCCUUUCGAAUGGGCAGAUUGGUACCUUGAAGAAGGAUUUAGAUGAACAGGCCAAAAACCUCAUUGGGGAGGUUAUGGUUCUACAGCUGGCACAAUCAGUUCAAGCUUUCCUUCAUAAAUACAAUGUUCCUACACUGUCUUUCCACGAGCAAAUGCUCAAGAAUCUACAAAAAGAAAAGGAGAUACAAGAAUUGGAAAGAAAGAGGCGAAUUGCGAAGGAUGAGGCCCAAGCUAAAGAGUUUGAUGAUGAUGUUAGCAAAAUGGUUCAAGUUGCUUUACAAGAAAGAGAAGAGGCUCUGAAAGAAAAGGGGAAAAGGAGACAAGUGCUGGAAGAAAGCCGGGUUGGCUCAUUAGAAUCAGAGAACGGUGCCCCGCUAGGGUCUAGUCCCCCAAACAGUGGAAGAAGACGAAGAAAUAGUGAUAGCUUUUGUGAAAUGGAGAAGCCUUUGGAACGGCGAAGGAGCAUUAGCUGUACUAGAGUGAAGCAGAAGGUUGAAGUUGUAGAUUUUUCAAGUAAACUAGGGGGAAAAGUUGUGCAUUGUGGCAGGUGUAUUGGACAUCAUUUCCAAGGAGCAUGUACUAGAGAUGGUUUGGACCUUGACAACGGGUGUGUCGUUACCGCUUGUGAAUGGGCACUCAAAGCCAAAUGCGGAAAGAAGAAGCCAUCCUUAAGUUUUGCUGGCAGCUCUGAAUUAGAGGACAUCUCAAAACAGGUUCAAAACAUGGACCAGGAACUCUUAUAUUUGUCAUCAAAACUACAACACGAAAGCCUCAUUCGCUACCACUCUAUGUCCAUCGAAGAAAAGAACGGAACUCUAUAUGUCAGGAUUUUGAUGGACAACAUUGAUGGCUUCAGUAUAGCCGACUGCAUUAAGCCACCAGGUUUGCCAGUUGAUACCGUCAAGAACUAUGCAAAGCAGCUCGUCCAAGUUAUUAAUUACCUCCAUGGAAAAUCAGUUGUUCAUCGGGAUUUAAAUCCAUCGAAUAUCUUUGUUUGCAAAUGGAACAUUUUGAAAGUCUGUGGCUACGCUGUUCUUAGAAGGUUGUCUGAUCUCCAUAACCUCUUGCAAGAAGAAGGCACUUCUCAAGAUGAGUUUGCAGAUUACCGUAAGCUGGUUAAGCCUGGAAAGAAGGGAGACAUUUUUAAUUUGGGCUUAGUGAUAUUGUCUUUGGUCCAAGGUAAAAUUGCAACUGGUUACCCUGUGGAGCUUCCUGCUGGAUUGCCUGACGACCUUCAAGAUUUUUUGCUCAAAUGUCUGGUUAUCGAUGAAAAAGAAAGAUGGACAGCAUUACAGCUUGCGAAGCAUCCUUUUCUCAUCAUUGAAACGCCUCACAAAUCUCAUUCUAUAAAUAAUGGCGUUGGCUCUAAUCAAGCUAUUGCAGAGGAUGACAACGAUGGAGGUGAAGAAAACCUGUUACCUAUGAUUAGUGUAUUAAAUAUCCCAAGUAAAACACGACUGAUGACGGACUUUGCAAUCCUUGAAUCGCUUGGUCAAGGGGGCUUCGGUGACGUCAUUAAGGUCAGGAAAAAGCUUGACGGCUUGUUGUAUGCAAUUAAAAGGAUCAACUUGAAUCCGAAAAGUGCCCAGCUGAAGAAAAGAAUUAUCCGAGAAGUCAAACUGCUGUCGAGAUUGAACCACGAAAAUGUGGUUAGGUACUACAGUUCGUGGAUCGAGGCAGAAGAUAUUAGCAAGAGUGAAGUUAACUCUUCGGAUUCCCGCAGCCGCACCGAGAGUAUGCCGCGUAAACGCGCGGGCAACAGUGUAAAUGAGAAGGCGGAGAAGGAAAACACGGAAGAUAGUUUGAUGAAGUACAAUAACUUUGAAGAGCCAGCUUUUGUAGAUGCCAGGGAUGAUGCGGAUACUUCAUGGGCAGACGACGAGAAUCAUUUCAGCGACGCCUCUGGUACUGAAUCUGAUUCUGAAUCUGAUAGUGAAUCCGAUAGUGAUGAUGGCGGUAAUAGCAUUCACAGGAAACCCAAGAGUCCCGGUGGCAAUGCGAGUUUAUUCUUGCAAAAGAAAGACGAUAGGACGGAAUCGUCUGAGGGCGUUGUGUUUGCUAUGGAUGAAUCCAUCUUUCUUGAGUUCGGAGAGCCGUCAGAUUCAGAGGAUGAAUGGAACAGUGAUAAUCUACCAACUGCAGAAACGUCAGAAGCAAUCUCCUCAGAGGCAGUCCUUGCGCAGUACCUGUAUAUUCAAAUGGAGUAUUGCGAAAAGAGCACAUUACGCAAUGCUAUUGAUGAAGGAUUGCAUCAAUCUGCUGAUCGCAUGUGGAGGCUUUUCAGAGAAAUUGUUGAGGGAUUAUCUCACGUCCAUUCCCAAGGAAUCAUACAUCGUGAUUUGAAGCCAUUUAACAUUUUUAUGGAUUCACGUGAUCACGUGAAAAUUGGCGACUUUGGAUUGGCUACAUCUCAUCCGACGGUUCCAGUCGAUUUCUCCUCCCUAACGCUUAGUUUAGCCUCGGACAGCCGAGUAUCAACAGAUUCAUCUAAUAGGAUGACCGGGAAAGUUGGGACUGCAUUGUAUGUCGCACCGGAAAUUGACAAUUCAGGCGAACGUGUCAAGAUAACGGAGAAAGUUGAUAUGUACAGUCUUGGAGUAAUAUUUUUCGAAAUGUGUUACCCGCCGUUACCAACUGGGAUGGAACGUGUGAAAACUCUUGGUCUACUAAGAACAGAAAAAAUAUUACUACCGGAUGAUUUUGAAGAAAAACCGCGUCCGGUUGAAAAGAAGAUCCUUAACUGGCUGUUGAAUCACAACUCGGACGAAAGGCCUACGGCCUCCGAGCUUCUUGAAAGUGGAUUGGUUCCACCUAAACUAGAGGAUCGCCAUUUUGACGAGCUUCUAGCCCUUACACUAAAGCAACCAAGCUCCACGCGAUACAAGCGUCUUACAGCAGCUUUGUUUAGCCAGAAUCCUGACCCUGUUACAGAACAAAUAUAUGACUUGCAAUUCGAGAAACGGCAAGAAGGAAUGCUGCUUGCAUGCAACGCGCAUGAAUAUGUCGAGAACGCUUUACGUACGCUGUUUACGCGGCACGGUGCUGUACACUUGGAUAUACCAUUGUUAAUGCCCCAAAAUCGUGUAUUUGAACAGCAAGAUUGGAUUGCUAAUAUCAUGGAUCCGGAGGGUAUAAUUCUAUCGCUGCCGUUCGAUUCAAGAGUAAGCCUUGCGCGUUAUGUUUCGCGGAAUAACAUAAGGAAUAUUAAACGUUAUAGCAUCAACAAAGUGUUCCGUGACACAAAAAUUAGUCGCACCCACCCUAAGGAAAUUAAGGAAUGCUCCUUCGAUAUAAUCAGCGAUUCUUCAAAUUCGAUGGUGCCUGAUGCGGAGGUUCUUUUCGCUGUGGAGGAGGUUAUUAAGUAUUUCCCAUGUCUGAGACAGAGAAAUUUUUACGCACGGGUUAAUCAUACGAGUCUUUUGAAAGCAAUUUUGUUACAAGCUAAUGUAAAUGAAGAACAGUUAAACAAAUUAUUGACAUUAUUGCAAAGCUCAAAGGGCGAUAAGGAUUCAAUGCAGAAAUUAAAAAACUUCUUGACUAGCGAAAAUAUACCGGAACACAGCAUUGCAAAAACACUUUCGAUGUUAGAUAUUGAGGGUCCAUUGAAGAAAGUUCGUGAGUCUCUACAUAGCGUUCGAAAGUCAAGAGGCCUGGCAGGGUCUCUUGCAAAACAGGCGUUUAGCGAUCUGACAGCGCUCUGCAAAAGCGCCGAAAUGUUCGGUCUGCAAAUGCAGGUCCAAAUUCAGACACGCCUUGCUUAUAACCUCAAUGUUUUCUCUGGGGUUGUGUUUCAAAUCGUCGCCGAGCAUAAGCGUAAAGGAAAACUUGGAAAUGUUGAUAUAUUGGCGGCUGGUGGGAGGUAUGAUAAUUUGCUGGAGACAUUUAAAAGGUCUGGUGAGCAGAAGUACGUGCCACACGCUGUUGGAGCAAGCAUUGAAUACGAGAAGAUUGUCAAUGCCAUCCUGCUAGAUGCGUUGGAAACCGAAUGUGUCCCCCCUGAGUUGAGCAAUUGUGACGUCUUGGUUGGAGUUAUGGGUGAAUCGAUACCUGCAGAAGAAAAGCUCAGUCUUGUUAGAGAUCUCUGGGGACUGGGUAUUAAAGCGAUGCUCUCAACCUAUGACGCUGACAACAACUCUACACCUGAAGUACUUCAAGAUAUUUGCAAAGAAUCUGGCAUCAAUCACCUUGUUCUUCUCAAGUCUUCAGAUAUGGAUGUCAGAGUUCGAAGCAGAGAGAAAGACUGGUUCACCGAAGUCAAACUACCAAGACAAUCAAUAUGUGAUUUCUUGCAGCAAAAGAUUUCUGGUAAAUCUGAAACAAAAGAAGUCGAAUCGAUUGUUUCAAGGGUUUCUUCUACUCAACAACUCCAGCUUAAUGAUACGCAGUUGAUGAACAUAACUUAUAUUCUUCAAGAUAAAUCUCUGAAACGAAAGAUUGAAAGUCAAGUGCAAAGCAUUUUGUCCACUGUCAUCCACCAGUCGUUUCUUAAAACACCUGUAGAAGUGGUCGUGGUUGAUCUUCAACCCAUAGUUAUGAAGAACUUAUUUGCACACUUAGAUAUAGACGCAGAAGACGAUGAAUUUGAAGCAAGUGUUUCGGAUAUAAUAGACAAACAAAAGCUUAAGAAAUCCGCAUUGUCUAUACACAGAAUUUGCUCUACUUUAAGGGAAAUCAAAAAAGAGAGGAACGUCGUAUUGCUAUAUGGGUACAAAGAUGAUUUUUACAGAAUUUUUAUUUAAGAUUGCAAUGCUGAAAUUUUUGGUAGAUUUGUAUCAAUAUUUAUUAAAAAUGAAAUGUUUAUCUUA